AUUCCAUUCUUUGUAAUGUAAGAGGAUUCGAUGUUGCACCAUCUUCAACUCUUCUCGGAAUUCGGAGUUUUUUGAGAAAAGGUCCCAUCCUUCAAUAUCAUGAUUGGGUCGACCAGGCCAGAUCAUGAGUGAAUAGAAAAUAGAAAAUGUACAUAGUUGUUCCAGCUGAAAUACUUGUAAUAAUUUUCUCACUUCUACUAGGAGUAGCCUUUUUAGUGUUAGUUAAACGUAAAGUAAUGGCUUUUGUGCAACGUCAAAAGGGUCCUGAUGUAGUGGGGUCGUUUGGAUUGUUACAACCUCUCGUAGAUGGUUUGAAAUUGAUGAUAAAAGAACCUAUUUCACCAAGUAGUGCUAAUUUAUCCCUUUUAAGAAUGGCUCCAGUGGCUACAUUUAUGUUAACUUUGGUCGUUCGGGCCGUUGUACCUUUUGAUUAUGGUAUGGUAUUGUCAGAUCCGAACAUAGGGCUACUUUAUUUGUUUGUCAUAUCUUCGCUAGGUGUUUAUGGAAUUAUUAUAGCAGGUCGGUCUAGUAAUUAG
Molecule: messenger RNA, 536 nt
Organism: Impatiens glandulifera
Lineage: Eukaryota; Viridiplantae; Streptophyta; Magnoliopsida; Ericales; Balsaminaceae
Product: NADH-ubiquinone oxidoreductase chain 1-like
Exons: 2
Coding region: 147-536 (129 amino acids)
Biological process (GO): aerobic respiration
Cellular component (GO): membrane
Molecular function (GO): NADH dehydrogenase activity
Source: RefSeq, a predicted model, not a curated record